AUGGAAGGAUACGACUACAUCAUUAUUGGCGCUGGCAUUGGUGGUCUUUGUUUGGCUAGCCGUCUGACUGAAGAUGCCUCCAAUAAGGUCCUUCUCAUUGAGGCUGGUGCCAAUCGCAUUGGUGAUCCGCGUAUUGAUACCCCUGGAUAUCUGGCCACGCUGUAUGGUGAUGCCGACUAUGAUUGGGAUUAUAUGAGUAUUCCUCAGCCCCACGCAAACAACCGACAGAUAGCUCAGCCCCGUGGCCGUGUUGUUGGUGGCACCAGUGCCAUGAACUUCUCCGUGAACACCUACCCUCUUAACUCCAAUUUUGAUGCAUGGAAGGAUCUGGGCAAUGAAGGCUGGGGUGCUAAAGAUCUCGCUCCCUACAUUCGCAAGUACCAGAAGUUCACUCCUGCCAGCAAGACUUCGGAGGAGAUCAUUGAUUCUUCUCGUUACACCAAUGUUGACAACCAAGGGGCUGAAGGUCCUAUCCCCGUUUCCUUCCCAGAGGUAUAUGGACCGUUCAAUAAAGCCUGGGAUGAGACUUUUAAGGAGUUGGGCUGGGAGACAAAUGAUGAUCCCAUCGAUGGCAAGAAGCUUGGUGCUUUCACCCCCGCCCUAAGCAUUGACUCCAAGCUGGGUAAGAGAGGAUACGCUGCAGAUUACUAUACCGCUGAGGUUGCCGCACGGUCAAAUCUGACUUUGCUCGCGGAGACCCUGGUUGAGAAAAUUCUCCUCGUCAAAGAAGACGGAAGUGUCGUUGCCAAGGGCGUGCAGGUCAAGACCAAGGACAGCACUUACGAGAUCGCCGCAAAGAAGGAAGUUCUCCUCUGUGGAGGAAGUCUUAACUCCCCUCAGCUGCUUGAACUCUCCGGUAUUGGCAACAAGGAUCUUCUCCAGAAGCACGGUAUCCCAGUGAUCAUCGAAAACCCGGCUGUGGGUGAGAACCUGCAAGAUCACGCCCUCACCAGUCUCAACCUCGAGAUCGCCGAUGGCCAGGUCUCGGGUGAUAUCAUGCGCGACCCGAACGUCGUCCAGGCACUUGUCAAACUAUACGCUGAGACAAAUGGAGGUCCUCUGGCAGGUAUGCCCAUCAGCUUGGCAUACCUCCCUCUCGUGGACGGACGAUCAGAGGCUAAAGGCGUCGUCUCCAAGGAAGAGAUCGAAAAGCUCAUUGCCGCAUACCCCGAUAGCGACGACAUCUCACCUGGCCUGAAACUGCAAUAUAACCGCUUGCGCGAAAUGCUCCUCGACACCGAGGACGCGUCGCUGCAGUAUCUCUUCUUGCCCGCCCAGCUGCACAUGAAGCCCGGCAAGACAACUCUGCCCGACGUGCUGACCAAGACUCUGUCCGGAAGCUACGUUUCCAUCAUGAUGCUGAACAGCCACCCAUUCUCGCGUGGAUCCGUCCACAUCGUCUCUGCAAAGGCCGAUGAGAAGCCUGUAUACGACCCUAACUAUCUCUCGCACCCCAUUGACCUGGAGGUGAUGGCCCGACACAUGCAGUUCGCGGGUCGCGUCGCUUCAACCGGAGCAUUUGCCGGUCUCCUCAAGGCCGGGAAGCAUCAGCCUGAGCACGCAAAUGACCUGAGCAACUUAGAUAACGUCAAGGAACUUGUGAAGGAGCGCUUGUAUACCUGUUUCCACCCAGUCGGAACCUGUUCCAUGCUACCAAAGGAGAGUGGAGGUGUUGUCGACACGAACCUGAAGGUUUACGGAACCAAGAACUUGAGAGUUGUUGAUGCUAGUAUCAUGCCUCUUGAGAUCACUGGAAAUAUCCAGUCUGGUAUUUAUGCAGUUGCUGAACGGGCCGCUGAUUUGAUCAAGGGCGUGAUCUAG
Penicillium taxi is the source of this 1821-nucleotide messenger RNA. RefSeq names its product GMC family oxidoreductase. The record is from RefSeq and is a predicted model, not a curated record. Bases 1 to 1821 code for a protein of 606 amino acids. Lineage: Eukaryota; Fungi; Ascomycota; Eurotiomycetes; Eurotiales; Aspergillaceae. Gene Ontology annotation, molecular function: oxidoreductase activity, acting on CH-OH group of donors; flavin adenine dinucleotide binding. The transcript has 2 exons.